Molecule: messenger RNA, 2333 nt
Organism: Corvus hawaiiensis (hawaiian crow)
Lineage: Eukaryota; Metazoa; Chordata; Aves; Passeriformes; Corvidae
Product: collagen alpha-1(I) chain-like
Exons: 3
Coding region: 1-798 (265 amino acids)
Source: RefSeq, a predicted model, not a curated record
AUGCCCCUGGUGCUAGGAGAGGACAGAAGGGGCCCAGGGAACGCCCAGCUGUUCCAUGCAAGGGAAAAGCGCGGCCAGUGGCGGAGAAAACCCAUGCGUUUAUCCCCUCCCACUUCGGCCAAAAACUUGAAUCAUGUGGGAGAUGCGAUUUCGGGAUACGCAUUUGGUGGCCACCUGCGAGUCAAGAGAAGCAUCGGUCUCAGCUGGUCGCCUGUCCUGUCCUUUCUCUGCCCUCCUACUCCCUCCAGCCCCGCCCCUCAUCGGCGGUCCCGGAGCAGACGCUGCCGAAGCCGCCGCUCCCCAGUAGGGAGCCCAUCCCGUACUGCUCCUGCAGGGCCUCCUCCGCCUUCGCUGCUGGCGAGACGCGUCUGUCAGCGUUCGGCCCGGCCUCACGGACGGCCUCCGAGCGCCGCGGGCCCGGCUUCGCUACCGGGUGCCGGCGGCCGGGCUGCCGAGCGGCGGAGCUCGGGCCGGGGGCCUGGGGAGGCGCGGGAGUGUCCGGAGCGCGUGUGUCCCCCCUGGAGCCGCGGCGAGCCAGGCGGAGCCCAGGGACAGUGGGACAGCUCCGGAGUCAGCCACUGCGGCCCGCCCAGCAGCGCCGGAGCCAGAACGGCCAGGGCCGGGCGGAGGCGAGACUGCGGCGGGACCGCCCGGGGCCGGGAGGGAGCGGCGGGGGAGCGGGAGGCCGCGAGAGGGACCCCGGCAGAGGGACAGGAGGAGGACGGGCAAGAGUGGGAGCGGGGCGGUAGAGGCGCCGCUGGCCGGAGCGCCGGGGCCGUUUGUCCGUCGGGCCGUUAGUCCGCGAGUCCGUUAGUCCGUGACUCUGUGUCCGUUAGUGCGAGUGUCCGUUAGUCCGUGACUCUGUGUCCGUUAGUCCGUGACUCUGUGUCCGUUAGUCCGAGUGUCCGUUAGUCCGGGUGUCCGUUAGUCCGAGUGUCCGUUAGUCCGGGUGUCCGUUAGUCCGGGUGUCCGUUAGUCCGUGACUCUGUGUCCGUUAGUCCGGGUGUCCGUUAGUCCGUGACUCUGUGUCCGUUAGUCCGAGUGUCCGUUAGUCCGGGUGUCCGUUAGUCCGGGUGUCCGUUAGUCCGUGACUCUGUGUCCGUUAGUCCGAGUGUCCGUUAGUCCGGGUGUCCGUUAGUCCGUUAGUCCGAGUGUCCGUUAGUCCGGGUGUCCGUUAGUCCGAGUGUCCGUUAGUCCGUGACUCUGUCCGUUAGUCCGGGUGUCCGUUAGUCCGUGACUCUGUGUCCGUUAGUCCGGGUGUCCGUUAGUCCGAGUGUCCGUUAGUCCGGGUGUCCGUUAGUCCGAGUGUCCGUUAGUCCGUGACUCUGUGUCCGUUAGUCCGAGUGUCCGUUAGUCCGAGUGUCCGUUAGUCCGUGACUCUGUCCGUUAGUCCGGGUGUCCGUUAGUCCGUGACUCUGUGUCCGUUAGUCCGAGUGUCCGUUAGUCCGUGACUCUGUGUCCGUUAGUCCGGGUGUCCGUUAGUCCGAGUGUCCGUUAGUCCGUUAGUCCGGGUGUCCGUUAGUCCGGGUGUCCGUUAGUCCGGGUGUCCGUUAGUCCGUGACUCUGUGUCCGUUAGUCCGUGACUCUGUGUCCGUUAGUCCGGGUGUCCGUUAGUCCGUGACUCUGUGUCCGUUAGUCCGAGUGUCCGUUAGUCCGGGUGUCCGUUAGUCCGUGACUCUGUGUCCGUUCCCCACCGGCCGAGCCCCGGGGCAGCACCGGCCGUGCAGGGCCGCUGAGUUGGGAGGGACCCGCCAGGCUCGUCCGUGCAUCAUUUAUGCAUCGUUUGAGCCUAAUUAAAGAUGGCGUGAUUGAUAAACUGACACUGGAUACCUGCCUCCCUUAGGUUUUUAAGUACCUAAUGAGGGGCUAGGCUAGAUGCCUUUAUGAGGGCUUACACACGUUAAUCUACACUUUCUUGAAUGUAAAAAUACUUAAUUGAUUGUCAGAAAUGUAACCGCGGUAAUGCAGAAACGUGCCACGAGAUGGCAAGUUAGGACUGCGUUAGGCACCUCAUACUCGCCUCAACUGCAGCGAGGCAGUCACCAGGAAAAACCAAAAUACGAUGACUGGGAUGGGGAAGGCGCGUUUACAAGAAGCAUUUUAUGAAAUGUAAUGUUCCUUUUCUCAAGAUUGAAAAUAGUUUUUAAUCUGUUCCUUUUCUCUGCCUUUAAACUUGCUAGGGUUCUCUGACACACGAGGGCUAUUUUCCACAGUAGGUUCUUGUUUGUUGGUUUUAAAAAGCAAAAAUAAAACCAGUUAAGACUAAAAUUGAGAUUCUGUUUCUUAAAUAUAUGGUGUUUUGGGAACUACUUAUUAAAAUAAAAAGUAAUGAA